Daldinia caldariorum is the source of this 1949-nucleotide messenger RNA. RefSeq names its product FAD/NAD(P)-binding domain-containing protein. Lineage: Eukaryota; Fungi; Ascomycota; Sordariomycetes; Xylariales; Hypoxylaceae. The record is from RefSeq and is a predicted model, not a curated record. Gene Ontology annotation, molecular function: FAD binding. The transcript has 2 exons. The coding region runs from base 489 to 1793 and encodes 434 amino acids.
UGAAUUGAUACCAUUUUCCCCUUCUAUUUUGGCUUGGUUGAUCAGUGGGUAUCAGUAGUACCGUGUAAUGGUUCGCGUUUAGGUUUGGUACCUGGCAAGGAACCAUGCCAGCCAGUAUGCUAAUGCUUCAUUCGUACCUAUGUAUGGUCUGCCUUUUUUCGGGCUCUACAGUGAGACGAAGGGCCGAGAAGGUCUAGCCUCCGGCUCCGAACAUCGUCACUAGACACCGGUAACGUGAGGCUACCUAAGGUAGACAAGUAUACGGCCCCCAAUCGAGAUGAAUAUAAAAACUACUCUGCCCUAUAUUCAAGAGAGUUAUUUAAGUCUACUAGCUCAUUCUUAUUCUUCAACUAUUCACUAGUUACUAGUUAAUUCUUUAUAUACUCGCAAGUUGGUUUAACAAGUAGACAUCUUCACCACAUACCUAACACUAGAAAUCAGGUAAAUAAGUUGCGACUAACCAAUAAGAAAAUACAAUUUCGAUAACCAUGCCCGCCAACGUCCUCAUCAUCGGCGCCGGUAUCUGUGGCCCUGCUUUAGCGACGCUGUUACGCCGUUCCGACCCGGAGAAUAGAAUCACAGUCGUGGAAAGAUAUCCGGGAAUCCGGCAUAACGGGUUGCAAAUCGACCUUCGAGCAUGGGGCGUGCCGAUCAUGAAGCGGCUUGGACUUAUCGAGGCUGUGAAGGAAAAAGUCGUGCACGAGAGCGGCAUCACCUUCGUUAAUUCCAAGGGCAGGGAAUAUGGCUUGUUCGGCGCUACAGGCACAGGCACUGGUCAACAAUCUUUCACUAGCGAUUUUGAGAUUCUCCGUGGCGACCUCUCGGAGAUCCUCUACCAAGCUAGUCUCACCGAUGUAGACACAAAAACAGGCGAUAAAAAAGUGCAGGAUGCCCCGGACAGUGAAAACGGACCCGUCAAGUACAUCUUUGGCACAACGGUCACGAGGCUAGAACAAGACGAUAAAGGUGUGGAUGCGACAUUCUCGGAUGGCCAGACGAGGCGGUACGACCUGGUGGUCGGAGCCGACGGGCAAUGGUCGCGAACCCGGCGCAUGAUGUUCGGGGAGGAGGAAGGGAUCGGCAUGUUCAAGCGCAUGAGGAUAUACAUCGCAUACUUCAAGGUUCCCAAGCUGCCCGAAGACGGCGAUGUGGCGCGCUUCUACCACGCCGGCCAGGGGCGCAGCAUCGCGACGCGCUCGGCCGACCGGCCUUUCACCCAAGUGUACAUGAUGAUGGGCACGGACUCGGAGGAGGUGCGGCGAGGGAUCGAGCGGCAGCCGGUCGAGGAGCAGAAGGCCACGUUCGAGAAGAUAUUCCGGGGCUCCGGGUGGACGAUGGACCGCUUCCUCAAGGGGAUGGCCGAAUCGACCGACUUCUACGCCGACUCGAUCGGACAGGUCAAAGCACCUCGCGUGGUUAAGGGCCGCAUCGCGCUGCUAGGGGACGCGGGCUACUGCGCGGCGCCGGUGACGGGUAUGGGCACGACGGUCUCUCUGAUCGGUGCCUGGAUACUGGCUGGAGAGCUGGCACGACAUAACGGCGACGUACCCGCGGCCUUGGAUGCUUACGACGCAAGGAUCCGUCCCUACAUCGAGGAAGCGCACAAACUCCUGCCUGGUGUACCCAAGAUCCAUCUGCUGGAGUCGAGCUGGGCUAUUGCUCUUUUCCACAUUGUCGUGGCAGUUUUCUCGUUCUUUAAAAUCGACAAGUUGCUCGCGCGUCUCAUGCCUGAGGACAAGGGCGGAAUACCGGUUCCGGAGUACCCAGAGCUAAAAGGUGUAUAUCCUGCGUGAAAUAUAGAUGGAUAAGGGGGGAUAGAAGAGGAAGAAAACCUGGCAAGGCAUCUCUCACAUGUGGUAAUCAAGGAACUAAGAAUGUGUUUGAUAUCUUGGAAACUAGGCUCGUCGGGCUUCUGGAUAAUGGUAUAUGGAUGUUUCUAAUGUUUUCAU